Messenger RNA from Copidosoma floridanum, 2683 nucleotides. Its product is annotated as endoplasmic reticulum disulfide reductase DNAJC10-like. The record is from RefSeq and is a predicted model, not a curated record. Gene Ontology annotation, cellular component: endoplasmic reticulum lumen. Gene Ontology annotation, biological process: IRE1-mediated unfolded protein response. Lineage: Eukaryota; Metazoa; Arthropoda; Insecta; Hymenoptera; Encyrtidae. Gene Ontology annotation, molecular function: oxidoreductase activity, acting on a sulfur group of donors, disulfide as acceptor; protein-disulfide reductase activity; misfolded protein binding.
CUUGAUGGGGCUUACGGUAUUAUAGUGAAAAAAAGUGCUCAACUCUCUCUCUCUCCAAACACACGAGCAAUGGAGCGCCGAGUUUAUCAUCUGCCGCCAGCGUGGGCGGCUCUAUAAAACAGGACGCCACGAAGAACAGUAAUUCUUACGUGGAGAGGAGAGAUUCGAGAUAUGAUGCUGCGACGGUGAAUGACUGAUUUAUUUUUUUAUUUUUCAACAUACGCUCUUCGUUAUUCAACGCGUCUGCAAGUUUCGGUGGGUUUCAUUAUCCUCGCGUCUGUUGGUCCUGUCACUCAGCAUGAAUUUGCCGGAGAUAAAAAUGAAAACAACAUUUCUGUUUAUUUUCGCUACUUUAAUCGCCUUCACUUUGGCCGAGGAUUAUUACAAGUUGUUGGGCAUCGAUAGAACAGCUGAUCAGCGAGAUAUCAGAAAGGCCUUUAAAAAAUUGGCAGUGACAGAACAUCCGGACAAAAACACAGAUGACCCAAAAGCGCACGAAAAAUUCGUUAAAUUGACAACUGCUUACGAGGUAUUAAAAGAUCCAGACACGAGGAAAAAGUAUGAUCUGUACGGAGAAGAGGGCUUGGAUGAUUCCAAGAGACACGGCAAUUACCACUCGUACACAUAUUAUCAGAAUAAUUUUGGAAUUUACGAUGAUGAUCCUCAAAUAGUGACUCUAAACAGACACGACUUUUUUGAAAGUGUGCACGAAUCAGAAAAAAUGUGGUUUGUCAACUUUUACUCUCCACAAUGUGGACAGUGUCAUCAUUUGGCUCCGGUUUGGAGAAAAGUUGCCAAAGAUCUUGAAGGUGUUAUCAGGGUUGGUGCUGUUAAUUGUGAGGAUGACUGGAAUUUGUGCCAUCAAGUUGGAAUUCAAUCGUAUCCAAGUCUACUACAUUAUGCUCCGAACUCCAAAAAUGGUGUGAAAUACAGAGGUGAACGGUCCUACGAAGCUAUUAUGCGGUUCGUGCUGGAUAGAAUAGAUGUAGAUAUUCGUAAACUAAGCAAGUCUGCGUGGAAAAGAAUAAUGAAAGGUGAAGAUUCAGCUGACAGGCCCACCUUAGUAUUUGUAUGUAGCAAAAAUCAUUACUGUUUCUCACCAGAUGAAAGAUUGAGAGUGGCUGCUAUUUUUCAUCAAAUGGUGGAUGUCAAAACCUUCGACUGCAAGGACGAUGAUUGUAAAAAUUCACUGCCUGACUACUCGUCUAGUGCUGUGUAUUUCCCCAUUCGUAAUAAAUCUAAGUUUAAGCCUGUAUACUUUGAAGAUAUUUUAGAAGUAGAAGAUUUAGUUAAAAAAGUAUUAGAGCAAUUGCCGGAACCCAAGGAUAUCAGUGAAGAUGAGCUGAAUAAUAUUUUGGACGAUUUAAGAGAGGAUUCUAAUGAAGGGUGGUUAUUGUGCUUUUACAUUGGACACGCGACAGAUUUCGACGUCAUGUUAAAACAACUGCCUGGAAUACUAAAGGAUGUUAAUUUAGCUAAAAUAAACUGUGGAAGAUACUCUCUUUUGUGCAAGAGUCUAAAUGUGAAUCAUUAUCCAGCUUACGGUAUUUUGAAACCUGGUGGUGCAUUUGAAUUGAGUCAUGGGAAAAAUAGUAUGAAUGAUUUGGCAAAUUUCGCAAAGAAUAGUUUGAAAGCGAAAAAUGUAUGGGCUCUUUCAGCCGAUAAAAUACAUGAUAUACUUGGUGGAGAAAGUGGAGAAGCCUGGUUUUUAGAUUGGUAUGCCCCUUGGUGUCCGCCAUGCAUGCGUUUCCUUCCAGAAGUUCGUAAAGCUUCUCUACAGUUCGACUCGUCAGUAUUACAUUUUGGAACAAUCGACUGCACAACACAUUCCGAGAUUUGCCGACAACAUAACAUUAAAUCGUACCCGACAGCCAUGCUGGUUAAUGGCAGCCGUACACAUCGCUUCUCUUCCCAAAAAACUGCAACCGGUAUAGUGGAAUUCAUUAACGAAGCCAUUAGUCCUACAGUCUUUCAUUUGAAUUCCGACAACUUCAAAAAACUGUCAAAGAAGAAGUCCAAGCAUUUGUGGGUCGUGGAUUAUUUUGCUCCUUGGUGUGGUCCAUGCCAACAGCUUGCUCCGGAAUGGGUUUCUGUGGCAAAGGUGCUGAAGCCUCUUUCAUUUGUGAAAGUCGCUAGCAUCGAUUGUGAAGAAGAAAGAUCGUUGUGUCAAGCUCAAAAUAUUCGUAGUUAUCCAACAAUUAGGCUAUACCCACUGGGUAACGAAGGUUUGAGUUCCGUAGCAAUAUAUAACAACGGUCAAAGAGACGACACAUCACUUCUAAGGUGGAUAGUUCAAUUUCUUCCUGUAAAGGUUCAAAAUUUAAACGAGAACAACAUAAAAAAAUCGGUAUUAAAGACUGAGGAAGCCGUGGUGGUAGAUUAUUUUGCCCCAUGGUGCAGUCACUGCAUUGUUAUGGAGCCGCACUUUGCUAUCGCCGCACAGCUGCUAGAAGGUAAAGUGCGUUUUGCAAAAGUGAACUGUGACCAUUACCGAAAACUGUGCGAAGAAUCAGGCGUACGAGCUUAUCCUACUCUAAAACUGUACUCCACGAGACAACAUCGCAAGAGCUUGAAAGAUGGAAUAAAAUUGGAGAGCUCGACUGCCGAAACUAUAAGGGACGAAAUAUUGAAAAUGCUUCAACAAAAAAUUAGUUACAAUGACGUGGAUCACGAUGAGUUGUAA